This is a messenger RNA of Fraxinus pennsylvanica, 1377 nucleotides long. NCBI's taxonomy places the organism in Eukaryota, Viridiplantae, Streptophyta, Magnoliopsida, Lamiales, Oleaceae. The record is from the annotation of a GenBank genome assembly.
AUGGCUGGCCACUAUGAUGCUUCCAAUAAGAAACUAACAAUGGAAAGUGCUGAUAAUCUGAGUAGGUUGCCAGAAGAAAUUCGAAGGCACAUUCUCACCUUCCUUCCAACAAUUGAUGCUACACGAACUAGCAUUUUGUCUAGAACCUGGAGGACAACAUGUUAUUCCCUUCAAAAUCUUUGUUUUGACUAUAAUCAGUUUCCGGAAAUGGAAAGGAAGAGGGAUAAUUUUGUCAAUUUCAUCAAUCAAGUACUUGCUCUACAUGAUGAGUCAGAUAUUCAUGUGUUUGAAUUCUGCCUUUCUACUUCAAAUCACUAUAAUUUUCUGAUCAAGAAUGAUUGGAUUGUAUUUGCUGUACUGCACAAUGUUAAGAAGCUUGUCCUCUAUGGAAGCAUUGAUGAAGUCCAAAAGCUUCCAGAUUGUUUAUUUGCAUGCAAGUCCCUUGUCAAACUGGAAUUGGCAUUAGUAAAUGAUGUUCUCGUGUGGCCUAAAACCUUUGAACUUCCCAACCUCCGAAAACUAAGCCUCAAGUUUUUGGUACUGUCUGAGCAGGGUUUAAGACAAGAACUUUUCUCGAGUUUGCCGGCACUAGAAAAGCUGUCAAUUUUCUUUUGCAAUAUCAAUAGUUUUAAAGUUCUUUCUGUUUCUGCUGCCAGAUUAAAAACUUUUAUCAUGUGUAGCUGUCCAGGGAUGGAUGGAUGCUCCAUCAGCAUUCAAGCUCCAAAUCUCAUGCAAUUUAUAUAUGCUGGUGGUGUUAGAAGAUGUUAUGAUUUUAACAUACCUCCACAUACGUUAAAAUUUGUUGCUAAUGCUGAAGUUCCUUGUAUAAUGAAAAUCAGAAGCAUCGAUGAAUUUAGUCAAUCUGUGAUCAAAAUUACCAGGGAGCUUUUUAAGGCAACUCGUGUAGAAUUCAACCAUCGGCUUAUUCAGGCUCUUUCCAUGGCCCGUGAUCUGCGAAGACGCUUUGCUUCUAAUAUAUUUUAUAAUACGAAGUCCUUGACAAUUAAUUUGUGGCCAAAAAAGGACUACAUUGAGACAGCAAUGGUUGUCGUCUGUAGAUGUCCAAACCUUUCUGUGCUUCGGCUUAACAUUGUGAGAUCAGAAGGACAAAUUCUUGUAAAUCCUGAUUUGGAGCUGAAUUUGGUAAAUGAUGAUGCUGUUGGAGCCUUUCAUAAAUUAAUAUAUGUUAUGAUAGAGAAUUUCGGAGGAAAUGAAAGCGAACUGGGGUUGGUGAAGUAUUUGCUGGCCAAUGCACAUUCAUUAUUUAGGAUGAGGUUUGUGAUGGACAUGUCUAGGAUUAAAAAUGAGUUGAAGUUGAAAUCCAAGAUACGUGAAUUUGAGAAAGCUUCUCCAUUUGUCGUUGUCAGAUUUGAGUAA